UGCAAGCUCCAAGCAACAGCGACAACACUCAAACAACACCCACACGAUACCCCUACUUGCCGGUCUACACACACCUACGUCACCAUGGACAACCUCGGCAAGAUCUCUGCGUUUGGAAAGAGCUUUGGCGCUUCUUUCACGCCCUUCGCGGCCAGGACACAGCAGUAUGUCAAGGAGCAGCUUGGCCAGGCUGAGGACAAGACCCAGCUGCCUCCCGACUACAUCGAGCUCGAGAAGCGUGUCGAUGCGCUGAAGAAGGUUCACACGACUAUGCUCCAGGUCACGUCGCAAUACUCCAACGAAGCCUACGACUACCCCGCGAACCUCCGCGAAUCUUUCAACGAUCUCGGCCGCACCGUCUCAGAGAAGGUCAACCUCUUGUCGAGCGCGACAUCCCCUGCGGAGGCUCAGGCCGCCCUUACCGCACCUCCCGCCGCGAAGCCCCAGCCCAAGACCUUCAACCAUGCUGUUGCCCGCGCGGCCCUGAACAGCUCGCACAUGCUCACCGCUGAGCAGUCGGGCUCGAGCGAGGAUCCUCUGGCUACCGCUCUUGAGAAGUAUGCCAUCGCCAGCGAGAAGGUCGGCGAGGCCCGUCUGGCGCAGGACGCACAGAUCCAGAGCAGGUUCCUGGCUGGCUGGAGCACAACUCUCAACACCAACAUCCAGUUCGCAACACGCGCCCGCAAGCAGGUUGAGAACUCCAGGUUGAGCCUGGAUGCCACCAAGGCCAACGCCAAGGGUGGUGCUUUCGCCCUGCCUGGUCAGGCACGCAAGGACGGCCACGCCGAGGAGGACUUGAGCGAGGAGGCUCGUGCUAAGAUCGAGCAGGCCGAGGACGAGUUCGUUGGCCAGACAGAGGAGGCUGUUGGCGUUAUGAAGAAUGUGCUUGACACCCCCGAGCCCCUCCGCAACCUCGCCGACCUCAUCGCCGCCCAGCUCGAGUACCACAAGAAGGCAUACGAGAUUCUGUCUGAGCUGGCGCCAGUAGUCGAGCAGCUUCAGACCGAGCAGGAGGUGCGUAGACAUCAGUCUGAUUUCUAAGCCAUCUAUUCCCUCUUUAUCGCGUUGCUCUGUCUGAUGCUCGUUUUAGCAAAAGUACCGCAACCCCCACUGAUCGGUUCGUUGUAUAGGCCAGCUACCGCAAGACUCGUGACGAGGCUUAGGAGAGCGGUGUUUGAUGUCGUUGGAUACUACAGUGUCUUUCCAUGGAUUCCCGACGAGGUUCUAGUUGGUCUCUUUGGCGGGCGUAUGAAACUUGGGAUGUGGGAUACCUUGGUACUGGCCAGUCACUUUACAUGUGGCCGUUUACGUAUGACGAGUAUGUGCGGAAUUUUGAACGUAUGAGGUGGCUCUCUCAUGUUUUUGA
Messenger RNA from Boeremia exigua, 1366 nucleotides. RefSeq names its product meiotically up-regulated gene 64 protein. The transcript is spliced from 4 exons. The coding region runs from base 85 to 1041 and encodes 318 amino acids. The record is from RefSeq and is a predicted model, not a curated record. NCBI's taxonomy places the organism in Eukaryota, Fungi, Ascomycota, Dothideomycetes, Pleosporales, Didymellaceae. Gene Ontology annotation, cellular component: cytoplasm. Gene Ontology annotation, molecular function: protein binding.